This is a messenger RNA of Gloeophyllum trabeum ATCC 11539, 1260 nucleotides long. RefSeq lists its product as uncharacterized. The transcript is spliced from 13 exons. The record is from RefSeq and is a predicted model, not a curated record. NCBI's taxonomy places the organism in Eukaryota, Fungi, Basidiomycota, Agaricomycetes, Gloeophyllales, Gloeophyllaceae. Gene Ontology annotation, molecular function: hydrolase activity, hydrolyzing O-glycosyl compounds. The coding region runs from base 1 to 1260 and encodes 419 amino acids. Gene Ontology annotation, biological process: glucan catabolic process.
AUGUACUCGCAGCUCCCCGCGUUCCUGCUCUACACGGUCCUCCUCCUACCUUCCCUGGGGCCGUGCGCCACCGUGUCCGCGCUCCCAAGCCUGAACCUGAACCUGCGACCGCGAUUGCCAAAGGUGUCGUUACCGGCCACUUGGAGUGGCAGCGCUCGGGACGCAGGCCUGUCUUCCCUGCUCCCGCGUGCCGGUGCUUGGGUGAAGAGAGCGGCGGCGGCUUCGGGAAGCUCGAGCUUUGAAUACGACAGGAACGGCACGAGCUUUCUGUGGGUGAUCCAGGACACGUACGCGGGCAAGACGUUCUUCGAUCGGUUUGGGUUCUACAGCGACUCGGAUCCUACGCAUGGGACCGUAACCUAUGUGAACCAAUCAACCGCCUUCUCGAGCGGCCUUGCGUAUGUCACGGAUGACAAUAAAGUUAUAAUGAAGGGCGAUAACACCACUUGGUUGCCCGAGGGCGCAUACCGUAACAGUGUCCGCGUCUCCAGCUACACCCAAUACAACACUGGGCUGUUCAUCCUCGAUGUAGAUAGGGCUCCGUGGGGAUGUGGGGUGUGGCCAGCAUUUUGGACCCUCGGCGGCGGGCAAUGGCCUUAUACAGGAGAGAUCGAUAUCUUAGAAGGCGUGCACGAUAAUCAGCAUAACCAAGUUACAUGGCAUACCGGGCCGAACUGUACGCUGACACCGACGAAUUUCACGGGAACCAUCGUGGAUAACCUCGACUGCGAUUGCAGUAAUAACCGGAACAGCAACGCCGGCUGCGGGGUGACCGAGUGGAGCCGUGCGUCGUAUGGACCGACGUUCGACGCCCAGGGCGGCGGCGUGUUCGCCAUGAAGUGGGAUGACCAGGGCAUUGCAGUUUGGUCAUUCUAUAGAGCCGCGGUGCCCGCCGAUGUCAUCAACGGGACUCCCAAUCCCUCGAGCUGGGGCGAGCCUGUCGCUGCCCUGGACCCGUCGGGAUGCGAUCCCCUCACUAAUUUCGUGAACCACUCCAUCAUCUUCGAUAUCACCUUCUGCGGUGACUGGGCUGGUAAUUCGUACGCGACCUCCGGAUGCCCUGGGACGUGCGCCGAGCGUCUCAUGGAUCCUAGUAAUUUCGUGAAUGCGUCCUGGAUUAUCAACACCUUGAAGGUGUACAAAAAGCAGAUAAUUACCGGUCAGGUUUCAGCUGCAGCCGCGCCGUCGUCGCCACCAGGCCCCUCUGCAUUCUGGUGGGUGAUAGCCCUGUUGCUGAGCACGACUGGGCUGCUUUUGUAG